Molecule: messenger RNA, 864 nt
Organism: Paramecium sonneborni
Lineage: Eukaryota; Ciliophora; Oligohymenophorea; Peniculida; Parameciidae
Source: the annotation of a GenBank genome assembly
AUGCAAUCAAAAUAAUUCUUUCUCUUUACUUCUCUGAAGUAAGAUUAUAUACCUCCUUAAAAUUGUAUUAAUGCAAAACCAUUUAAUUAAUUAACAGCAAUUAAUUAAGUAAAUAAUGAAAGCCAUAAACUUUAAAAUCAUAUACAAAAUACAUCAACUAAUCAACUUGAAGGUGUAUAAGGCCAAUUGCAGAUUUAAUUCGAAAAUGAUCAAAACACAUAUGUUGGAAGUGGCACACUUUGUAUUUAUGGAUAAGGUUUUUAAAAUAAUAAAUAUUUUCUCUUAACUUGUGCUCAUAAUUUAGUAGAUAUAAAUGAAAAUUAGAAAUCUAUUAGAUAUGCAAAUAAAAUAACAUAUUAUUAUUCUAGAAAAGAUUAAAAUACAUAUUUUUGCAGAUUAUUGGCAGAAAAAUAUGUUUUACAUCCUGGAUACAUCUUUAAUAAUAAAUUUGAUGAUGGAUUUGAUUUAUCUUUGGUUAAACUUGCUGAUUAAUCAAUAAUGUAAAAUGGUCCUCUUAGCAAGAAUUCAAUAUGGGGAAUACCUUUAGAAAAAAGCGGAGCAAUUUAAGGCUCAAUUAUUAAAAUUAUUGGUUAUCCAUUAGGAACUUCAGGUUAAUUAUAUUCUAUUGAUGGAAUUAUUAAUGAAAUUGAUUUUCAUGAUGAUGGAUAAGCUUUGAUACUUUAUGAUAUUAAAAGUGCAUGUCUUGGGUAAGAUGGUUCUCCAAUAUAUUUAAAAAUUGCAGAUAAUUAAUGGAGCAUAAUUGGUAUUCAUCUUGGUUAUAAUUUGGAGAAAAAAAGUUUUAUUGGCACUGGCUUAACAUAAAACUUACUUGACUGGAUUUAUCAAUAAUAAUAAGAAUUAUGA